Molecule: messenger RNA, 5636 nt
Organism: Monosiga brevicollis MX1
Lineage: Eukaryota; Choanoflagellata; Craspedida; Salpingoecidae
Exons: 9
Coding region: 267-5636 (1789 amino acids)
Source: RefSeq, a predicted model, not a curated record
GAAAGCUUGUAGCUUGUUGCUCUCUUGCUUGCAACAGUGACAUGUACCUCCGACCAUUAUUUCCGCUUGGGGCACACCUGUCAAAGGCGUCCUUCUUGAGAAACAGGCGCAUUGGGAACAGCGUUGGUGAGCGUGCCCUGAUUGUAGUGCUGCUCAUUCAAGCGUGCGCCGGACAGCAAUACUCUCCCCACGUGAGAGUGUGUCUCGCAAGGAUUGGUUCUUCAUCAUUUCUCUGGCACGUCUAAACGGCUAGAGACUGCGUCAUCAUGGGCCACAGUAGCAGCAAGCCCGGCCCAAGCUACUACAGACGCAGCGAAGAGAUUCUCCGGGCCACCUAUCACGAAGAAGCGAUUGCCUUUGCCUUCCUGCCUGGUGCUGCCGAGGACAUUGAAUGCAUUCCGGUGUGUGGUCGACCCUGCGGUUGUCCGCCGACCGCCACACACGACAAGCCCGAAGAGGGUGUGGUCUACUUUUGCUACCUCAAGGCCGGCCAUCAUGCCCAGUGCGCUUGUGUGCUGUGUGGACAUGGUCGGACGGGUACCUACAGAGUCACGUUUGAUCAAGCCACGCAGCAAGAUUUUCCCCGGCUAGCCCAACAGCUUGCAGACCGCUUUGAAAGUGCAGAUUGGGUGCCUGCACCCCUUGCUCCGCGCCACGGAUCUGACCUCGAUGAGCUCCUGCGUCAAAGAGAGGAAAUGAAUUGCGCUUUGAAAGAAACCGCUGCUCAGCAGCAAGAGAUGGAACAUACAUUUGCUGCACAAGAUGGACGUGCUCCUUCACGAAAUCAGCAAGCCUUGCUGUGUGCCCGAUCCCAAUCUGUUGCAAUCCCGUUUGAUACAUGUGUACCACAAGCCUUGGCCUACCACUCUGAUCAUCAAAAUGAACGUGCUGUUUACAUCAAGCAGCACCUGCAGCAGAAGUAUGAAAAGAGAAUUCUUUCAGAGGCCGGCUCGGAUGGUUACACGUCCUAUACGCGCCGCACAGUCGAGGAGAAGACCGAUGGGCACAUUCAGGCCGCAGCGGGCUCGAUAAUGGCGCAUGUGGAUCAGGAUUCAGGCCAGCUGCAAAUCAACGGCAACGCACCCGCCGCUCUUCUAGGAACACCCCAAGAAAAGGGCGAUGCCGACCCAACACCAGACCCAACGUCAGACCCAUCGUCAGAGGAUACUGUCAAAGUGAUUCCUGCAGCCGAUCUUUCUAGCCGGCUUCACGCAUGCGAAGCCGGGCAGCACAAUGGGAAGAUCGUGCCCCAGGCUGUCUGCUUCAAGAUUUCGGGCAAAUACAUGGACUCGAACGGGAAAACGCAUAACGCCGAGGUUACCGUCUGGGACUCUCUGAUUGUCUGUCAAGACUGUAAACUGGCCACCACCCUGCUCGUGUCUCAAGAAGAGAGCUUGCGGGAGGUUGUGCCCGCGGAGCUAUUGCAACAUGAUUGUGUCAUCAACCUUAAAAGCAUCUUGACAAACGCACCUAACAUGGCUGCUGAUGGAGCUUUGCGAUCAAGCCCUGGUGCAAACCAUGCCAUGGAGGCACGUGGUUUGGCCCUGCCAAACCGACCAGGCGCCAUGACAACGCAUUCACAAGCAGCCUCCCAUGUGACCAUGCGUCAAUUUCAAGAGUUGGAUGUCCCCGGCCUCGGUCGCUUGGUGCCCCACAACGUCAUUUCUGUAGACGAGAUGCAGCGCCUCAAGUGUCUCUGCCACGAGGGCUUGCACAAUUUUUUGCACGCCACCCCGAUUCUGCUGUUGACCGUGCAAGCCAAAGUGACAAGCACGAAUACACACAUGCAAUUUCAGUCCGAGUCGCGCAAGGUCAAGCGUCGCCUCUUUGUGAAAAAGGUGACCAUCACGCGACACAAGGAGGAGCUUCGUCGCCAGUGCCAUGAGAUUUUGCUCGUGGAGAAUCGAGUGGUCGUGUAUUCGAUGUCAUGCCUCUUUUGCCAGAAAUCUCGUGAGUCCAUGUCUGCGCUGCCAGCUCUGCGCACCGUUCGGCCGGGUCAGAGGGAAAUAAGUCACCGCAGCACCCGCUACCUGGCCCGUUGUGGUUCCUGCGCCCCUUUCCUCAUGCUCUUCCUCAUGCUUUUGCCACAGAACCCAUGCCUAGCUGACCUAAUCUCUCUCUCGCAAACUCUCUCAUCUCUCUCUCUCUCUCUCUCACUUCUCUCUCUCUCAUGUGUGUGUCCCUCGGUUCUGCCGCCUGUGGCACCAGUCGACAUCGAGUGCCAGGUUCUCGCCAUCAUGGCCCGUGCCGUGGCUGCCCUCGUGUGCCUGUUGGUGGCCGGCUGGGGUCUUGGGCCGGCGACGGGCUAUGAGCUGCUGUCCACCCUGCCGACGAGUGAUGGCCUGUCCAACAUCAGCACCAGAAUUAACAUUGGCAGUGGUAUCUUCCAGACCGGAGAUCAGAUGCCGCUGCGUAUUUACAUGCGCAGCCCCGGCCGCCUUUUCACCAAAGCCUUGAUUCGGGUGGAAUACGACAGCGCUCUUGAUCUCGUCUCCACGGUGGCCGUCCCUUACUUGACCCGCCGCCAAGCUUCCCCAACUACCAUUGAGCUAACUUACGAGAGUCCCUUUGUGGCCGGUGUCGAUGCCUUCAACACCACUGCUGUUCUGCGCCUGGGCGCCAUCACCACCCCCCUGCACGCUCUCGAGCUUCGCGUUUUCAUCACGCUCAAUACAACCAUUCAUCGCUUCGUUCUCCCCGAUUGGCAUCCAGUCCUGGUGCAAGGCGACUGGGCCGCCCUCGGUUUUGAUCAGUACAACUACAACUCGUCCCUCGUCGCCCCCGUGGAAGAGACCUUGUGGCAACGCGCCAUCAGCGCCUUGCGCGCCCGCUGCACCGGUCACGAGGAUGCCCCGCUCCAGGUCGACAAUGUCGAAUCCUCAGACACUCUUGAUCUCCUGGCCGAUCUCUUUUACCGCCCAACCUCAGCCUCUUCUCUCACGCAGCUGGCGCAGAACACGGCUUGCCUUGACUGGGCCAUCCUGAACAGCCUCACCACCCAAAUAUCAGUACUCCUCACCCAACAGCGAGCCAACGCCCUGGCCCACUACGAGGCCGAUCUGUUGGACAUGGGGGUGACCGCCGAAUGCACCGACUAUGAAUGUGCUCCUACCAGUGAAUCGUGCCUGUCCUGUGCCCUCGACUGUGGCGACUGUGAUCAAAGCAUGUCCGUCAUCAAACCAGGCCCUCUUGACGGCGACCUCCUCGUCCUCUACGGUGGCUACACCAUUGACCAGAAUGGCUUCACCCGCCUGGCCGUCCGCCAAGCUCAACCCACAAACGACACCUCGGCUCUGUGUGUGUGUGUGUGUGUGUGUGUGUGUGUGUGUGUGUGUGUGUGUGUGUGUGUGUGUGUGUGUGUGUGUGUGUGUGUGUGUGUGUGUGUGUGUGUGUGUGUGUGUGUGUGUGUGUGUGUGUGUGUGUGUGUGUGUGUGUGCUCGAAAUUGUUAUGCGGUUUAUUUUCCGUGCUUAAUGGCAUUCCCGUGGGGGAUCCCGAAAACGCCACUGAGCUGGGUCAGGUGGUCUUUGCCGGCUUUAGUGUCCUGGUUGAAGCCGACGCGGCCUACCCGGAUAUCCUGCUCGAGUUUCGUGCUCAGGCCGUCUGGCAAGCCGACUCGUCCUUGGUUCAGCCCUUUGUGGCUGCUUUUGAUGGCCAUCACUGGUCACCCGUCGCAGGGCAGGCCUACCGCCGCGAUACCCGAUCUGUGCUGAUCGAUGGCAACGCCUCGGCCCACUACGCUCUCUUUUGUCGCCUUCUGCCCGUCAAUCGCCAAGUCCAAGCACCUCCAACGUUUGCGCCUGACUUGUUUGCCGAGGUGCCGGAGAAUUUGGACGACGUCUUGACUGACGUGGCCACCUCCAUUCCCUAUGGUGGUGAGGUGACUGUGAACAUGGGGGGCAUCACCAUCACGGGAUACGACCGUGCCACCACCGAGUUGGAUGAUUUUGUGGCCACGGGUGCUCAGGCCAAACCAACCGUGGCCCUGCCUUCAGGCUUCUCUGGAACCCUGGCGAACCUGGGCCUGGCCGAUCGUGUUCAGAUCUUGCUCUCCGUGUUCACCAACAACGGCACGGCUGCCGAUGCCGAUGGUAUUGUGCCAGCAGACCAGCUUGAUUUUUCCGUUCUCAACUCGGGCCUCAUUGUAGACGUGCGAAAUCUAGCCGAGCCCAUCGAUCUGGCCUUCCGCACCACCUUCAACGCCAGCGAUAAUACCACCAUCUGCCGCUUUUGGAAUGCCAGCCUCCCCGUGGAAGACUGCACUUCCGGCACCUGCUUCGGCGCCUGGGAUACGCGGGGCGUCUACAAGGUGGUGGAGCUCAGCAGUGGUCACGACCUCGUUUGUCGCACGACUCAUUUGUCCACCUUUAGCGUCGGAAUUGACUUUACCAUCUCGGCGCCCCGCGUCAGCGUUGCCAACUUCAAUCCCGCCAACGCCGUCUACAUCUGGGUGCUGUGGGGUUGCUUUUAUGCCUUUUGUGGCCUCAUCUACCUGUACGCCUAUUUGGAGCGUCAGGCAUAUGAUCGACGCCAGGCCAUGCUGGAUGCCGGGGUCAUGCUUCCCGAAGAUUUGCCACCGGAAAAGACGCCGCAAGAGGUGGACCUGGAUCUGGCCGAAUAUCGCUUUGCCUCGGGCUGGCUUUUGCGCUGGUUGUACAUGAUUCGCCAGAAGCACCAGUGGUUGGUCAUCGUUCUGCCCUCGGGCAAGCGCGUGUACCCCAAGCGCGAGGUUCAGGUCACGGCUUUUAUGGCCACCAUCUCGAUGGCCUUUGGCGCCAUGGCCAUCUUUGUGUAUACGGAGGGUCAGCACAAGGGCGAGAACCGCAAUACGUUUCGCAUCACCGUGUCAGGGGAUGACGUCUACCUUCCUCUCGAGGGUAUAUAUGCCUUUAUCAUGACUUUCCCCUUUAUGCUUCUACUCAGUCUCAGCCUGGCCAAGUACUCGACCUACCUCGAUGUGUUGCGCCGCAUUUGUCCAGAGCGCUACCGCAACCACGCCGCCGUUCGGGCCGUGAAUCAAGAGAUUGAAGCGGGGCAUUUGAAGCGCCGUGUGCCAUCGUCAACAGAGACGACGACCAAGGACCCGCCAGGGCCUGCCACGAGCAGCACGCCGAAAGGCGCCUCCGUGCCCUGGGUUCGCGAGACGGAGCUGCAGCAAUUUUAUACCUUUGACUUGGAUGAGUCCAAGACGGAGUCAUUGGGUGUUUCGCUCGACUAUCUCGAGGUGGGCCCGGGCACGGAGACUACCGAGGAAGAGAUUGAGUCACUCAACCGGAAAAUGCUCUUCUUUCGGCGUGCUGCCUAUGGGCUAGCCUAUGGGAUGCUUUUGGGUGGGCUGUUGUGCGCCCUCGCCUUUAUGGGUUCGAUGGACGAGGACGCACAGGUGCGCUAUCUCAAGGGCGUGGCUGAGUUUCUCAUCUUCUCGGCCAUCAUCACGUCCCCUUUUGUGUUUUUGCUGGCCUCGGCCAUGCGGCAGUAUCACAUGGCGCGCCUACGCCAGCGCUAUACGGAUGAGGAGUGGCGGGCGCAUGUUACUGCAGUGGUCGCGGCCGCGACUGCAAUCGUCAUGACCACUGCCAUGAUACAGAGGGAGAUUGGUCGUGCCAUCCGCGAGAGCUUUGAUUUGGUCGUGCUUUGA